GCCAUUUAAACAUAUAGGAUAUUCCAGGCAAUAUAAGGUGUUAUCGAGAAUAUAGAAACAUAUAACUUAAAAAUGGGAGACAAAGAAUUGGAAGCCGCAUACAAGAAGUUUAUGGUAAUGGGAAAUUCAAAAGCAACGAAAAUGACUGGAAAAAACUUCGCAAAGUGUCUGAAAGAUUGCAAAGUUCUUGGUCCAAAGGAAAGCACGAAUUCAGUGGACAUUAUAUUUUCAACACUUAAACCAAACAGUGAAAAGACAAUUGAUUUCAAACAGUUCAAGGUCGGGCUUGAAAAAGUCGCCGCUGAGAAAAAGAUUAACAAAGAGGAUGUUUUCAACAAAGUGAUUAACGGGGGUGGCCCUGUUAUGGUUGGUGUAACGAAAACUUCGAAGAGCGGCGGCGUUGAAAAGAUGACAGACACGUCACAAUACACUGGAAGUCAUAAGGAGAGGUUCGGGGCAGAUGGCAAAGGAAAAGGUUUGGAUGGCAGAGUCGAUAAGGUUGAUGCUUCAGGUUAUGUUGGAAAUUAUAAAGGAGAUGGAACUUAUGAUCAGAAAGUCUCAAAAUAAUUUUGUGUUGAUUAUAUAGUAGUACGGUGGGGUAAGAUGGGACGCGUUUUCAUUCUCUUUUAUUGUCCCC
This is a messenger RNA of Ciona intestinalis (vase tunicate), 637 nucleotides long. The record is from RefSeq and is a predicted model, not a curated record. Lineage: Eukaryota; Metazoa; Chordata; Ascidiacea; Phlebobranchia; Cionidae.